Centruroides sculpturatus (bark scorpion) is the source of this 1154-nucleotide messenger RNA. RefSeq names its product alpha-tubulin N-acetyltransferase-like. The coding region runs from base 57 to 902 and encodes 281 amino acids. The record is from RefSeq and is a predicted model, not a curated record. Lineage: Eukaryota; Metazoa; Arthropoda; Arachnida; Scorpiones; Buthidae. Gene Ontology annotation, cellular component: microtubule. Gene Ontology annotation, biological process: alpha-tubulin acetylation. Gene Ontology annotation, molecular function: tubulin N-acetyltransferase activity. The transcript is spliced from 8 exons.
ACUCAACAGGAGUCGCUCUAUACGCGACAUUGGGAAAAUUUGGAAUGUAAAUAAACAUGGAGUUCUCCUUCGACGUAAAUUUGAUUCUUCCCGAUAAAAUUUGUGUUUUAGACAAAAAUUUCAAACCAAGAAAUAUCCAGAAUAAGAAAAACGUUAACAAUUCUAAAAAUUCUACAAGAAGUAAAACUGUGGAAAAACAUUUAUCUGAAAUUAUCAAUGCAAUGGGAGAAGCUUCUGCUCAGGCACAAAAUUUACAAGUUGCAAUUACUACAGAGGAAAAAUUAAGAUUUUCAGAUCAUCGACUUUAUAUCAUGGUGGAUGAAGAAGCUAAUGAUGACAGAGGUGCAGUUGUUGGUAUUUUAAAAGUUGGAUAUAAAAAUUUAUUUAUAUUGAAUAGAGAAGGCAAACUCUUUGAAUGUUUCCCUCUCUGUGUGCUUGAUUUUUAUGUGCAUGAAUCAAGACAGAGGAAAGGAUAUGGUCAUGUUCUUUUUGAAAGUAUGUUAAAGGAGGAAGACGUACGCACUUGUCAUAUGGCUGUAGAUAGACCGUCUGCUAAAUUUCUUACAUUUUUAAAGAAAUUUUAUUUACUGGAAGAUCCUAUUCCUCAGACAAACAAUUUUGUCUUAUUUGAUGAAUUUUUUAUUAAUAAUCCAGUUUUUAUCAAACCAGCUUCUAAGAGAAAUAAAGAAGGAGAAAUAAGUAAAGAGGAUAAAUCUCCAUUAACAACAAUGGAUUCAAAGCAAUUGAUUCUUAAUUCAGGUAGUUUUCAAGGUCAACAUUGUAGUAAUUCAUUGUAUAAUUCAUCAUCUUGGAAAGUCUUGGGUGUUCCUCCACCGAAUUAUGGCGAUCUCAUACCAGUUUCAAAUAAGAAUGUAGAAACCGUUCAGAGGCAGCUUUGGUGACUUUUAAUCUCUUUCUACCUGUAUACUUAAUUGGAAUAACAUCAGGCAUACUUUUAUAUAUUUAUCCACUUGUGUUCAUCUUUGUCAGUUGAAAACUGAUAGAAAUUGAGAUUCAAGAGUGUAAAAGUCAUCCAACUUAACAUCAUUUACAGUUUUUUUAACAAUUUUAGAAUUUUAUUUUAUAGAUUUUAUAUAUUUUUUGUAAUUAUUACAGCUGUUUUUUCUUUAAUUUAUUAAUAUUACAAUUUAUAU